AUGCACGGGGAUUGGGAACGUACUGCAAACUACUCGCAAACAGAGAGCUUUCCACAAGCCGAUAGCGUCGAGAAUCUCGGCGAAGAUCAACGUUGUGAUAUCUUCAGGAAGGUUAGUAAGAGAUUUGAUAUCAGCGUAGCCAUAGUUAUAGGCAAAGUUGCAAUGUGCACAUCGCAAUAUGUUUGA
Molecule: messenger RNA, 186 nt
Organism: Sclerotinia sclerotiorum 1980 UF-70
Lineage: Eukaryota; Fungi; Ascomycota; Leotiomycetes; Helotiales; Sclerotiniaceae
Exons: 2
Coding region: 1-186 (61 amino acids)
Source: RefSeq, a predicted model, not a curated record